This is a messenger RNA of Populus euphratica (Euphrates poplar), 2890 nucleotides long. RefSeq names its product G-type lectin S-receptor-like serine/threonine-protein kinase At4g27290. Gene Ontology annotation, biological process: protein phosphorylation; recognition of pollen. Gene Ontology annotation, molecular function: ATP binding; protein serine/threonine kinase activity. The record is from RefSeq and is a predicted model, not a curated record. The transcript is spliced from 7 exons. Bases 158 to 2632 code for a protein of 824 amino acids. Lineage: Eukaryota; Viridiplantae; Streptophyta; Magnoliopsida; Malpighiales; Salicaceae.
GACAGUGGUGUUAAAUCGUUUACCUCAGCAGGGAAACAUUGCUGUAGCAGUAGACUGAUUGUGGUGUUAAAUAGGCAAUUUCUUGAGACCAAUAUUCUUCACAUCUAGCAAAGCCAGCCAUUUUAUACCACAACAAAACGAUCUGCUUAAAAGAAUCAUGAGAUUUCUGAGGGAUUGCAUUUCCGUACUUCUGUUUUGCUCCACUUUGCUUCUGAUUGUAGAAGUAGCCACCCCUAUUGACACCAUUAACACAACCCUGUCAAUUCGAGAUGGAGACACCAUAGUCUCGGCUGGUGGCACCUAUGAAUUAGGAUUUUUCAGCCCCGGAAAAUCCACAAACCGAUACUUGGGGAUAUGGUAUGGCAAAAUAUCAGUCCAGACAGCAGUGUGGGUUGCCAACAGAGAAUCUCCACUUAACGAUUCAUCAGGUGUUGUAAGGCUUACCAACCAAGGACUUCUUGUCCUUUUCAAUCGCAGUGGAAGCAUCAUUUGGUCAUCCAACACAUCAACACCUGCCAGGAAUCCAGUUGCACAGCUUUUGGAUUCGGGAAACCUUGUUGUGAAAGAGGAGGGUGAUAAUAACGUGGAAAACUCCCUGUGGCAGAGUUUUGAACAUCCAGGUAAUACAUUAAUACCGGGCAUGAAGAUAGGACGGAAUAGAGUCACAGGCAUGGACUGGAGCUUGGCAGCUUGGAAGUCACAAGAUGAUCCUUCUAGAGGUAACAUUACAGGUAUCCUUGUUCCUUAUGGAUAUCCUGAGUUAGUAGAGCUGGAAGAUUCGAAAGUAAAGUAUCGAUCUGGGCCAUGGAAUGGUCUGGGGUUCAGUGGUAUGCCUCCAUUAAAACCAAAUCCAAUAUACACAUAUGAAUUUGUUUUUAAUGAGAAGGAGAUAUUUUACAGAGAACAGCUUGUUAAUAGUUCAAUGCAUUGGAGGAUCGUUUUGGCUCAGAAUGGUGAUAUCCAACAACUUUUGUGGAUUGAGAAAACCCAGAGCUGGUUUCUUUACGAAACAGAAAACAUCAAUAAUUGUGCGCGUUAUAAACUAUGUGGUGCAAAUGGCAUCUGUAGAAUUAACAACUCUCCAGUGUGUGAUUGCUUAAAUGGAUUUGUACCUACAGUUCCGAGAGACUGGGAGAGGACAGAUUGGUCAAGUGGCUGCAUCAGAAAGACUGCACUGAACUGUUCAGGAGAUGGGUUUCGAAAAGUCUCAGGUGUGAAGUUGCCGGAGACAAGGCAAUCAUGGUUUAACAAGAGUAUGAGCCUGGAGGAGUGCAGGAACACGUGUUUGAAGAACUGCAGCUGUACUGCGUAUGCAAACAUGGACGUCAGGAAUGGAGGAAGUGGGUGUUUGCUUUGGUUCAAUGAUCUGAUCGAUAUUUUGUUUCAAGAUGAGAAAGACACCAUUUUUAUACGGAUGGCUGCAUCAGAACUAGGUAAUGGUGAUAGUGCAAAGGUUAAUACGAAAUCCAAUGCAAAGAAAAGGAUCGUGGUAAGCAUUGUGUUGUCCACAGGACUUGUGUUCCUUGGACUAGUCUUGGUCUUGGUCUUGCAUGUUUGGAGAAAGCAGCAGCAGAAAAAACGUAAUUUGCCAAGCGGAUCGAAUAACAACGAUAUGAAAGAAGAGCUAGAAUUACCCUUCUUUACCAUGGAUGAGUUGGCUUCUGCAACAAAUAACUUUUCUGAUGCCAAUAAACUAGGAGAAGGUGGUUUCGGACCUGUUUAUAAGGGAACCCUUGCAGAUGGACGAGAAAUAGCUGUGAAGAGGCUCUCUAAGAAUUCAAGACAAGGACUAGACGAAUUCAAAAAUGAAGUUAAACAUAUCGUGAAACUUCAGCAUCGGAAUCUAGUGAGGCUUCUUGGAUGCUGCAUUGAAAGAGAUGAAAAGAUGUUGGUCUACGAGUUUUUGCCUAACAAAAGCUUGGACUUCUAUAUUUUUGAUGAAACUCAUAGCUUGCUACUAGAUUGGCCUAAGCGCUACAACAUCAUCAAUGGGAUUGCUCGUGGACUCCUUUAUCUUCACCAAGAUUCGAGACUAAGAAUAAUCCACAGAGAUCUGAAAACCAGCAAUAUUUUGUUGGAUUAUGAAAUGAAUCCAAAAAUCUCAGACUUUGGCCUGGCUAGAAGUUUUGGAGAAAAUGAAACUGAAGCCAGUACUAAUAAAGUGGCUGGAACGUAUGGUUACAUAUCUCCAGAGUAUGCAAAUUAUGGACUCUACUCGCUAAAAUCAGACGUCUUCAGCUUUGGCGUAUUGGUGCUAGAGAUAGUGAGUGGCUGUAGGAACAGAGGAUUCAGUCACCCAGAUCACCACCUCAACCUUAUCGGGCAUGCUUGGAUACUGUUCAAACAAGGCAGGUCUCUAGAACUGGUUGGGGAAUCAAAAGUUGAAACACCUUAUUUAUCUGAAGUACUACGUUCGAUUCAUGUGGGGCUAUUGUGUGUGCAAGAAAAUACAGAAGAUAGGCCAAACAUGUCAUAUGUGAUUUUGAUGUUGGGUAACGAAGAUGAACUGCCUCAGCCUAAACAACCAGGAUUCUUCACUGAAAGGGAUCUUAUCGAAGCAUGUUAUUCAUCAAGCCAGUGCAAACCACCUUCAGCUAACGAGUGCUCGAUUUCAUUGCUGGAGGCAAGAUAGAGUGCUUGUGUUUUUGUUUUGUGUGUUCUUGAUGGUUGUGAAUCUGCCAUAAAACUUCUACUGUAUGCCUGCUGCAAUAAGGUUAUGAAUCUACCAUGCAUGCUUAAUUUCUAUGUGAUUUAGUAACUUUUUUUUUGUGAUUUAGUAACUUGUUUUUUAGUGAUUCAAGGCACUCGAUUGUUCUAGUGCGUGCUGAGGAGUUGAAAUAACAAACAAACACUACUAGUUGCAGAAAUAAAGGCUACUAAAUUUAAAUUA